Pocillopora meandrina is the source of this 11380-nucleotide messenger RNA. Lineage: Eukaryota; Metazoa; Cnidaria; Anthozoa; Scleractinia; Pocilloporidae. The record is from the annotation of a GenBank genome assembly.
AUGAGUUUCAUUUCUGACCACUGGAUUCUCUUUGCAUCCGCGACUGCAACAAUCUUCAUUUGUAAGCUGAUUAUCGGCCUGAUAAAAAAAAUCCGUAAAGUGAGGCGGCUGACCAAUUUGUUUCCCUCAGCUCCAAGUCACUGGUUUACAGGACAUCUCCAUAAUGUAAGUUUUAAAAGAACUAGGUUACCAAUUAUCAUGAAAGCGAGUACGGGACGUAGGUAAGUACUAAAACAAGGAACGACCUAAAACCACCUAAAACCACCUACAACCAUCUACAACCACCUACAACCAUCUACAACCACCUCAAAAAUUUUAACAACCACCUACAACCACCUCAAAAACAUCUACAACCACUUGCAAACUAUCUAAAACCAUCUAAAACAAGGCAUAAAUGUCUAAAAUAAGGCGAAACGACAUGUCACGUACACGAAAUACUAGAAUCGAACGAAACCUCUACCUCCCCCUGAAAUCUUACUCUCCCUGGUCCAUGUAUAAUUAACCAUCUCACGAAAUGAAAUGCGAUAGCAUGCUAAUUAUUUUAUAUUCCAUCAGCAAAAGACUUAAAGAACUUUACAAAAUGAACUAACAAGUUACAAAAAAUAAUAAAUAGGGAAUAAUACAUGGGCGCGCGUAGAUAUGGAGUUAAUCUUCGAGUGUUUAACUCGAUAGCUCACGAGUGAGCGCAGUGAACGAGUGAGAUGUCGAGUUGAACACGAGAAGAGAAAUUCCAUAUCUACAAGCAACCAUGUAUUAUUUUGUUUAUCAUAUAAACACAAUAGCCCUUUUCUGGGAAGAAAAUCCGACCUCAUUUAUGAAUGUAAAUAAAUAAAUAGACAAUCCUCGAAUAACAAUCGUAGACUGCGUUGACGCUGACUCUUAAGAUGGAAAAUGCUUUGAAUCAUGAUUACAAAAACUUCCAUAUAUACGCGCGCCUAUGUAUGAUUGAUUAUAUAUUGUUUUAGUACUUACCCGAGGACGUAACAGACACUAUUGCACCGAGUCUAGAAGCUCUUUCUCUAGGGAAAUGAACUCAAGGUAUACUAAUCUCCCCAGGUAGUCUAGCAGCAUAGGCUCACUUCCAGUUCAUUAGAGUGUGUAUUGGUGUUAUUUUUUCUGAGACUUACAAGCGCAAAAGUGAACUCUUUACCUUUAAACACUUCUAUGUUUAAUGAUAAUAUACUGUAGUAUUGGACUGGAAAGACUUGACACUUCUAGUUCAAAUUCCCCCGCACAGCAAGGCAUUAGGUUCAAAUUUCUCGAUCUCCCCCAGCAUGGACCAAAGCCAAAUGUCCAUGGGGGUUGCUUUGGGAGGGGGAAGAUGUUGAAGCUUUGAAUUGAUCAGCUGACUACAAUUUAUAAUAGCCUAACCCUUUUAUAUGAGUUCCGCUGAUCCCAUUCUUAACCCUUUAUACUCUAGAAGCGACUAACAUCAAAUUUCUCCCUACAAUAUCAGCCCCAAAGAACACAUUGAGGCCAUGAGAAUAAUUGGAAAUGAUCAUCUACGAAAGAAGCUUUUGAUUGGUAAUCAAAUUCUCCUUGUCAGCACCUUAGGAAAUGUAUGAAGAGCAGUAUGGAGAAUAUGCAUACUGAUUUUAGGUUGUAAAGGGUUAAGUUUCACUCACAGGAGUGACCAAAGCUAAAUGAUUCUCUUUUUUUUAAGGUCAAAAAUCAUGAUGGUACAGCUCUUCAAUUCCAUGUAAGAUGUGCAACUGAGUUCAAAACAUGCUAUGUUAUGCGGAGGGGUCCUUUUAUGACAGGACUGGUAUUGUGUCAUCCAGAUACAAUCAGGGUUAUUCAGACUAGCAAUGCUCCAAAAGCACAUACAUACAAGUUUAUUAAGCCAUUGUUUGGUGAGUAUACCACAACUUUUGAUAGUAAAUAACAAGAACAUUAAUGUUGGAGUGUUGAGAGAGAUCUAAGAAUUUACUCUGGUUUUGCUCCAUUAAAGCAAUGGUGACUAUGAUUAGUCCAAAAACAUGGGGCACUUUCUUGACCAGUUAGAUGAAAGCUAUCUACUUCUUGUUCUGAUUAGCAGUCAUUGUGGAUACUUUAACUCACCAUUGGUUUCACAAUACAGUCAACUCUUUGGCAAGUGGAGAAUCUAAUAGGAAUUAGGAAAGUGCCUUUUACUAGGGCAGUGCCUGUCUACAAAAACUAUUCCCAUAAGUGAAUGCCAAAGAAAAAUAGGGUGGUCAUGUCUGCUUUUGGAAGAAUUAAUAAAUGUGUGUUAUGGUGGACUCUCAUUAAUGUCAAAUGAACAAACAGCAAGCUUUCUUGUGGACAAAUGGAAAAUUGACAAAACCAAUCCCUUUUGUAUGUUGCCCAGUCAAAGGUCAUGUUUUUGUAGAUUUGCAUAUUAAAGACAAACUCUGUUGCCAAGAGUCAAUUUUUAUGCAUGUAGCGUCUGGUGAGGAGAGAGCAUAAACUAAAGAAAAUCCAAUUUUUUACUUUCAAAAGUGUCCACUUCCACUUACUAGAGAGUGUACAUCUGAUUAUGGGAAUGUGUAAAAUCAGAGUUUGACUGAGAGGUAAAAGAGGGAAUUGAAAAAAUUGUUGAGAAGUUGAGCUCUCUGUUUACAAGAGUGUUUGAAAACUUGCAGAUUUGACUGUAUUCAAGUCUAAAAUACAGUGUUCUGACUAAUAAAUGUGGAUCAGUUUUCAUUUCUUUCUUUCUUUUUUUUUAAUCAAUGCCUUCCUCUAUUCACAGAGCUUUCUCUUUACACAAGUGUGAACUAUGUGGUCUAAUGGUUUAAGGUUGCUCGCAUGUAAAUGAUAUCUUGAGGAUGUACAGACCAUUGUACAAGUGUAAAUCAAAGAAAACUGCUUGCAGUGACUUUAUUAGCAUGCAUAUAAAUCCAAACUAGGAAAAGUACUCUAUUGCUGCCACUGUAAAUGUAGCAGCUAUGCAUUACAAUCCUCAAAUGAUUGAACUACCUUUAACUCCUAACUGAUGGGGUGUGAGGACCGCUCUAAGGAAUAUUGGCCUGAGGUUGUAGCAGAACAGAUUGAGCACACAGUUAGUACACACACUACCUAGAGAGCCAAUAUCCCCCUGUGCGGCUCAAGCAAGUGAAGUUAAACUAAGUAGUUUAUCAUGUGACACUCAGACCAAACUUGUUUAUUUUGAAUUUCCCAGCUUUCACAACCAACAAUACAUAAAUUUUGCCUGUUUCCAUGGGAAUGGUCUUUUAAUAAGAAAAAAAGUGACCAAGUAAAAACCAAUCAGAAUGCUGGGAUUUACCUCAGGACCAUCUUGCCACAUGAUUUAAGCACUCAUUAUUAGUAUGCACUAAUACUUCCUUGUCUUAAUUUGUGGGUCUUCCAUUUUGAUAGUGCUGUGGUAGCAUGAAAUGUUACUUUAUCUCUUGUAAUUUGAUCUUUGUCACCUAAGGGGAUGGACUGAUUGCUGCAAAUGGCAACAAGUGGUUUAGAAUGAGACGACUCCUCACUCCAGCUUUUCACUUUGAGAUACUCCGAUCAUAUGUUCAAAUUUUUCAGGAUUCUACAAACAUUCUUUUGGUAAGUACUUAAGAAAAUCUGCAAGUCCAUUUGGCAGGCUAGGUAAAUUUUUUGCAUUUAGUGCAUCAAACAUGUGGUUAUCUUGGGAAUACUGGGAAUUCAAUUACCCCCACCUUCUAAAUGAAUGUCGUAAUUCAAUUUACCCCUCAUAACACAACAAGUGUAUGUUGAUUGAACUAACUUAUCAUCUAUUAUGAUAAUCUUAAAAUAACUGUACAUGUGUCUGCAAUUAUUUGCAAGCUUUCAUACAGUUAUGUUCUGAUAUCUUAAAAAUAUGUAAGUGAGCAAUAAUAAGACUCCAUGUUGUUCCAGUUAGAUUCCAUCUGUUCAGUUAUAGAUCACAGAGGAUGUCAGGUGUGAUAAGAACACUUUUUUUGUUAUCUAUUACUGAACAAAUCCACCGUUACAUGGAAUUGAUUUACUUUGUAUGAUUAGAUGAAAAAGCAAAAUGGUGUUAAUGGUUGUGUCAUUUAUUUUUUCUCUCCUCCAACAUAACCAUAUGUAAUUAUAAAAGCCACUCUGAAGGCAUGUAUCAUUCAGCUCAUUAUCUAACAAUAGGUUGUAUUUUAUUUUUAUCUGAGGUUUAGAUAUUGGAUACAUAGCUUGUGCAUUUUACAGACUAUUUUAUUCACACUGGAUGCCCAAAAUUGUUAGCAUACUGUUUCAACACAAGAUCCCUAACACAUCAAAACAGUUGUUCCAGGCUGUAUCUUGACUUCAGUGUGGACUCUAGUAGUUAUCAUAUCACUGAUACUUUUAAGUUAACAGACUUUGUUACAAAUAAUACCAUUAUAUAUACAUAUCUAGUUACUGCCAUGUCACUGAAAGUUGCAAUUUCCAGGAUGUGCUUAAUUGUGCAAAGGCAUGGCUGCUGAUCUGCCCAUGUUGGGCAAAGUUUUUGACAAACAAUCACUCCAUGUAUUGUUGUCCUCUAGGAAAAUUGGUUGUCACAGGAGAGUGAUGAAGUUGAAUUAUUUCGCCACUUAAGCCUCAUGACUCUGGAUUCCAUUCUGAAAUGCACCCUUAGUUAUGAAACUGACUGUCAGACUCAAGAGUAAGUCUUCAAAUAAAUGAAUUGUUUUGUUACCCUUCAUCACCAAGUUAAAAGUGUCCUAUUUGAGGAAUUUAGAAACUAAGAAAAAAGGAAAAUUUGAGCUUGGUUGGUGGAUUAUAGAUUAAUAAGGAGGCUAUUAAUGACGAUAAUCUGAGGUCUUUCAUUUCUUCACAGAAAAGCUAAUCCCUAUAUCAGAGCAGUAUAUGAUGCAUCUGACGAGGUUCUCAACAGGUUGAUGUAAGCAGAUGAUUACCUUUGCCCAAAAUUUGAUUGGUCAACUUUGUAGAGUAGUUUGAUGUAUUAGAGUGCUGAAUGUUAAUAACAAUAAGGGAGGGGGGGAGCAUAAGGUAGUUUUAUUAAGCAAUAUUUAUGGUGGAGGGGGGUGGGGGAAAGCUCAGGAGAUUAUAAGACAGGGGAGGGAAGGGUCGAAAGUGAGAACUUUAUGAAGGGCUAGAAACAUAAGGGAAAUUCAAAAGUUAAUGGAUCUUGCAUUGGUAAUUAUCAUAAAUCUGAAUGCUUUGUUACAAAGGGGUUAAAUUAGUGGGAGGCCACAAACUAGCAGGAUAUUGAUAGGGAAAAUUCAGUGCAGCAAUCAAUGCCCAGUGCAGUGACUUUAGCCCUUUGUAUCAGUGCCCUCAAAGGCAUAAUAAAUUUAAUUUAAUUAUUAGAAAGUGAAACCAGUUUGGUUGCAAAGUAAAUCUGUGUCACAGCCUCAGCACUGGUGGCCUUUAAUAUUAAGUGGUUCUCCCCCACCAAUGCAGUACCACAGUUUCUUUCUGCAAACAGCUGUAUAUGAAUUACUGCUUUCCUAUAUACCCUUCUUCUUGACCCUGCACUACAUUUAGCAGGGAGAUGAUUUAUCAUUACUUUUACUUCUGUAGGAAUCCUUUAUUACAUUCAGACAUAAUUUAUAAAAUGACAGCUGGUGCAAAACGUUACUCUGAAGUAUGCACGGUUACCCAGGCCAAGGCAAAGGAGGUCAUUAGAGAAAGAAGAGCUGCUCUUCAAGAUAGUGUGAGUAUAUCAUAUUUGUUAACCCUUUAACUCCCAUAAGUGAUCAAGACAGAAUUUCUCCUUACAAUAUCAAUGCAAUACCAACCAGACAAGUGAUGAGAAUAAAUACAAAUAUCAAUCAGGGGAUUAUUAGCUGAUCCAAGGCCAAAAUUCUCUAAACUGACAUUAUAGGAUUUGUGUGGCAGACAGUAAGGAGAAUUACCAUUGAGAUCUUGGAGUAAGGUCUAAGUUUUGGCCGCUGGAAUAUAAAAAAAUAAUUCAAACACGUCUUUUGAAAAUCAUUGGUAUGUUACGUUUUCAUUUUUUGUCAUUUGAAUAAUACAUAAUUGUUUAAAGUUGGACAAAUCAGGCACAAUCUAUUUCCUUAUCUUUUAAGGUUGAGCAAGAGAAGUUAAAGGAAAAGCGAUACUUGGACUUUCUGGAUAUCCUUUUGGCAGCAAGGGUAAUGUUGUACUUAAGUUCUAUAAGAUCUGAAGCUUAAACUCUUUAAGAUCAUAUAACAUACCUCUUUCUGCUCGUUUUGAGAACUUGGCUUUUUGUAUGAACAAGGACUGAUCUACAUGAUGUUUACCUAAAGACUCCAAUUUGUCUCAAAAUUGCAAAGAGAAUUUAGUUAUGGAUCAGGCUAGGAAGUCUGAGUUAAUCAAACAAUAAUAAUCCUAUAAGACACAUGUCUUGAUUUUCUCGUUACUACUGUGUGUUGUGCAGCGCGGAUAUCUAAUGUUCCUAAUAGACUUGCAUGAAGACCAGAUGAAACACCUGCAUGUCGAUUUACUAAACCAACGACUUCGGCACGGCUUAUCUAAGCCAUAUGCAAGAAGCUUGCCAGACAUAGUAUGUAUAAGACUUUGGCUUGAAAAGGGAGUUAUCAAUCACACCACGCAUACUAUGCAAAGUAUGCUAUAAAAUAAUUUCUCUUCCCUAUUUCAGGACGAAAAGGGAAACGCUUUGACUGAGGAAGAAAUAACUUCAGAAGUUAUGACUUUCAUGUUUGCGGGACACGAUACCACUGCGAGUGGUAAGUAGUGAUAUCGAAACAAGUUGUUUAUAAUCACCAGAAAUGUAAGAACCAGUUUUGGAAAAAAAAUAUUGGACCGAGAUAGGAUCAGUGGGUAAUUGGUCCUUGCUGCUGGGUAGCCGCAUUUGAGAUCAACAAGGCGAAGCAAAAAGGAAUUCUGGCGUCCUUGAAAUACAAUGGGAAUUUUUUUUUCCCCGAAAGAAACUGUAUUGUAUAGUAAGUCAGUUGUUAACGUAAAUUGACCACCGUUCAGAGUUUGAAAGCUUACUUUUCGAGCGUUAGCCUUUGUUCAUUCGCUCUGACGAAGGGCCAACGCUCGAAACGUUAUGAUCAGUUUUGAAACUCUCUACGGUGGCAAAUUUACUUUAUCAACUCAGUUGAUAAAACCAAAUUAUCUUGUUAUACUUCCCCACCGACGCAGCACCCCCUUUAUGGUAUUGUAUAGUAGUCACAUCGUCUAGCAAAGUCACAGCUGGCUUCACUUUUGAAAUAUGAUUGAUUAACGAAGUGGCGCAAAUUAUUUGUGAACGAGUCAGGAUCAGCCUCUCUAUUUGGUAUAGUCUUUAAUCCUGUACGACUCCUCAUUAAAAAAAAAAUUAAUAAGUAAAUGAAGAGGUAACAAGGUAAAUUUGUAAAUGAUAUAGCACAUUGCUUUCCAAUCAGUGACUUGUAUAAAAAGGCCGCCUUUAGAGGCCGUCCAUUAUUUAUCGCCUUCAAGGUGGUGAAGGGGGUUGGGAGUUUGGUGGAGGACUUUGGUUGUGUUAUUAUAAAAUUUACCCUUUCCCCCCACAGUAGACUCUGUAAUUUUUUUAUUAUUCCUCCCUCCCCCCUCCCAUUAUGGGCAAUAAAGUAGCAGUAAAUUUUUCUAUACUUCUUCCUUUAUACCCCUGAAAAAACAUGUGAUCCCCAACAUUCUCCAUCCCCUUCCCCCACCCGUUAUAGGUAAUGAUUGGUCACGCGUUUCAAACUGUUUGUUAAUCAUCCUUUCUAGCUAUGUCGUGGACAUUAUACAAUUUAGCAAGAUUCCCUGAACACCAAGAAAAAUGUCGAGAAGAGAUAGAUGCAGUGCUUGGCAGUAAAGAGGAGUUUGAAUGGUGAUUAUUUUAUGUUGCUCGAACGUGCAUGUAGAGCGAGGAGAGAGAUCCCUGCGCCUCAGAAAGGACGCGCAGUGAUAGCUUCCUUCGUCCUUCGUGCUUCGCGCGCAGAAUUUCUCGUCAGCGUGUCUCUUUAAAUCACUUGCGUGCGGGUGAAACGCGCUCUGUCUUUCCCCACUGAUUAGAUACGUUCUGAUAGGUUGGUAGUGCGGUUAAUUCGCUCGUUCGUGGGCUCGGGUAUGCAUGUUAGCAGACAUAGAGAUUCAUGAAGGAUCUUUGAUUUGUGGUCGCUUAGUAAGAAAAAUUUUCAUCAGUGUCGAAAGUAAUCUAGGAUUGGUUUGUUUUAUCUUUACUUCACUCUGAUUGGUCCGGAAAAAUCGCGGCACUCUCUGAACCAAUCAGAUAAGAAACUAUUAGCAACUACGACUUGGUCACCCGUAUUUUCUUGCGCUUUAGCUAGUUUGGUCGUAUUGUAUUUCAGUUCUCUUUGGCUCUUAAAGGUUUUUCCUUUUCUUUUGAUUGGCCAAUGUGAUUACGACACUCAAUCGAAAAGCGCUCUAAUUGACAGGGAUUUCAAGGUCUGCAGAUGUGUUAGCGUUAGUGUUCCGCAGUGGUCUGUCAACAGUACAGAUCAGUAGAAACGAUACCAGAAACAUUUGCGAAGAAGACGAAAGGGAGAAGUUGAGUAGAGCUAUCCCAAAUUACAUGUAAUCUGAGGGUUGAGGAUAUAGCAAAACCACGCCAUGUUCGAUUUGAAUCCUUAUUCUUUACUUUAAUUUUCAUACUUGUGUCUUUUAGGAGCGAUCUCAAUAAAUUAAAUUACGUUCACUUGUGUAUCAAAGAAAGCAACAGAAUCUACCCUCCAGUGCCGAGGAUAGGUCGCUUGUUGGACAAACCGUAUGAGAUUGAAGGAAAACUACUUCCUGAGGGUAUGUUGUAUUUUCGAUUUUAAUGAAAAUCACCUAAACAGCAACAUUUAACCAGGUCGAGUAGGAGGGUCUUUGCAUUUUUAACUUUCCUCAACUUUUUCUUAUUUUUCAUUGCAUGAAACAAACUGAUUUCAUUUAGUCAUAUUUCUGUCCAGUUCAAGAUUGUGCAAGUCGCACGUGAUAAGAAUAUCAAUGACACCACUCGCUAAAGGCUCGUUCAACUCGAUUGCUCACGAGUGAGUGCAGCGAACAAGUGAUAUGUCGAGUUGAACACUGAAAGAGAAGUUCCAUAUUUACGAUCAACCAUGGCUUUUUUUGUUUAUCAUAUAAACACAAUAGUCCUUUACUGACCAGUCGUAACAAGUUUGUCUCGUGGAGCUAACCAGGUUACAAAAUAAAAUCAAUCUCACGUAAGACUGUGAUUUUGGUUUGGUAAAGAGAUACAAAGUGGAAGGAAAGUUAAAGCUUUUCUUUUGUAGGCAGUUUAUCGUAACUGCUCUCCGAGUCCCGCUUUUUGUUUAGUUUGUCUUUCUGCUCGCUUUUUUUUUUGUUUUUGUUUUUGUUUUUUUUUUUUUCAGGAACAUGGGUUACUACUCACAUAUUUGCCUUGCAUCGUAAUCCGCACGUAUGGUCAGAUCCCGAGGUAGUUUGAAUUAUCACGCUUUCUCUCUUAACGAAGCUAAGACAGAACGUUCACUUGAAUGAUUUGUUUUAGAAUGAAACAGAAGUCUCUUUCUCUAGACCUUCGCUUCGCACUUGGGAAGUACCAUUCCGUUACUUUUUAAUUCCGUUGUAGAUCCAGAUCCAAGUCACUGUAGAAUCGAAAUGUGUUCCUGAUCUUGAUAACAGUCUAGCAUUUUCCUAUGCACGUAUUGCCUAUGGUUAACUGAAUUUGUUUAGUUAAGAAAAUUGUCACACUAAAUCAAUGUCUGGAAAGGUUUUUUAAUUGUAUUAAUUAUUUCUUUUAAUUAUUUUUUUUUUUCAGAAAUUUGACCCUCUUCGUUUCACAACUGAAAACAUAGAAAAGAUGUCACCCUAUGCGCACGUUCCUUUCUCUGCUGGGCCGAGGUAACCAUUUGAAUUGUUUUAUAGUUUGUUCUGAUAAUAAAGAACAAUUGGGUGAAGUUGAGUAUGACAUCAUGAAUUAUCAAACCGAAAUCUAAGUUAUUUGCCGAAGCUGAAGGCUAAGGCACAAAACACAGAUACGCGGUUUGAUAAUAUAAAAUAACGGUUUUGAUAAUUCAUGAUGUUACAGUCAACUUAAUCCAGUAAUUUCUUAUAGAUUGCAUGCUCUCCACCCAUCAGAUUUUUCCUAGUAAGUCAUAAUGUAUAAUGAUGGUCAUGUUUGGUGGUUAAUUCAUGAAUUUAUUUGGGGCAAAAUGAUUAUUUUAGCAUCUUGCCUUUAAGCAUUUUGGCGUACUUCGCCUUGUAAGAGGAAUUCUUCGACAGUAUCUGAUAUUUAGGAAAGUCAAAGUAACUGUUCAUGACAAAAUUAAAACUAAAAUCAGAGUCGAUGCAGGAAUUAAGAACCAAAAUAGGUGGGAUAAGGUUAAGCCACAACAAAAAUGACAGAGACAAAGAGUAAAAAUAAAAGAUUGAAUCUACCCAAAUACUAGGUUGGCUAAUCAAGUUGGGUGGAAACAAUUGCUUCAUAACCCUUUGACCCCUUAAGAGUGACUUGCAGCUAAUUUCUCCUGAUAGGAUCACUAAUGAAUCAGAUAUUAAUCGCAUUAGGUCACGAGAGUAAAAUAAAUGAUUGCCAAGUAAAGGAGCUCUUGUUAGUAUUAUAAGAAAUAAAUAUAGAAUAGCAUGCAGAAUAUGAAUACUCAUGUUAGGAUGUAAAGGGCUAAAUAGAAAUACUGCUUCACCACAAAGCUCGUAAAAGUUUUUCACUGUGACAUGUUCACGUGUGACAUGCUUCUGGCAUCCAUCCGCAUUGUUUCUACAGGAACUGCAUUGGACAAAGUUUUGCUCUGGCUGAGCUGAAAACUACAGUAGCAAUGAUCCUACGAAAGUAAGUGAGCUCACAUAAUACUGACUAAUAAUGAUAUGAUUUGGAUUUAGACUACCAUGCUUUGCGAUUUGCGAACAGACGCACUCGUGGCGUCCUGGUAGCUAAUCAGAUGUAAUUAUAGACCUGCUGGUAAUGUGAUCAUAUACUUUUCGUCAUGCGUGUGCGAACGACCUGUGUGCCCGUACGUUAGCGCGCCUCGACGUGCAUUUGAGUGUAUGGGAUGCGAACAGUUGCAUUCACAAAUUGUUGCAAUUUUUUUUGGUUCAUAUUAUUAUUUUUUUCUUAAUACAGGUUUGAACUUAGUGUUACCCCGCAGAACAUCAUACAAGAUUACAAAGAUCUUCAGCCUCACUUGAUCCUGCGAGCAAAAAAUGGCAUCGUUGUGAACAUUUCACCAAGAAGUAACUCAUGAUAAAGAAAAAAUGUUGACCAAACUUGAUAACAUUUCUAAAUGAUUUUAAUACACUUCUUUCAAAGCAAAACCAAAAGCAUAUUUUUGAAAGUUUGUUCAACCUGAAACAAGUCAUCCAAAUUGUAUUUCCUGUAGUUCCUUUACUGUCUCUGUUUAUCUAGUUUUCUGUCCGAAUUAGAAGGAAGAUAACGACGAACCAGGUAAGGAAGAGUGAAAUACGUUUUUUUAUGGUGAACUUCGUAGAAAUAUAUGACAUAAGCGUGAUCCUCUUAAUAAAAAUUUUUUUCUGAUUAAUUUGAAAACACUUCUGUCAAGGCAAACCA